GAAGCGGAAGCGCAAGCGCGGGGUAGGGGCGGGGCCCGGCGCGGAGCGAAGAUGCCGGCGCUGCUGGAGCGGCCCAAGCUCUCCUCGGCCAUGGCGCGCGCCCUGCACCGCCACGUCAUGGUGGAGCGCGAGCGCAAGCGGCAGGAGGAGGAGGAGGUGGACAAGAUGAUGGAGCAGAAGAUGAAGGAGGAGCAGGAGCGGCGCCGGAAAAAGGAGAUGGAGGAGCGCAUGUCCCUGGAGGAGACCAGAGAGCAGAUCUGUAAGCUGGGGGAGAGGCUGCAGGCCUUGCAGGAGGAGAAGCAUCAGCUUUUCCUGCAGCUGAAGAAGGUGCUGCAUGAGGAGGAGAAGCGCCGGCGCAAGGAGCAGAGUGACUUGACAACGCUGACGGCGGCAGCCUAUCAGCAGGGCAUGGUUGCGCAUGCCGGGACCCACAUCCUCAACAUGCAGGGGAGCCCCGGGGGGCACAGCCGGGCCGGGACGCUGAUCUCGGCCGACCGGAGCAAGCAGAUCUUUGCACCCCCCGUGAUCACGCAGACGCGGCACUUUGCCACCCAGCCGGCCUUCGCGCCCGGCACCCCAGAGCACGGGCAGUACCAGAGCGGGCAGGCCGGGCACAGCCCCUACGCCGUGGGGCAGGGCCAGCACUUCGCCCCAGGCCAGGCCGUGCCCGUCAGCUACGCCGGCAGCCAGCCCAUCCGUGGCCCCUCGGCCUUCCCCACCAUGCAGUACCUGUCGCAGCAGCCACCGGGGUACGCGCUCCACGGGCACUUCCCCCCCGCCCAGCCAGGGUUUCAUCCCCCCAGCACAACCAUUCCCCUGCAGAAGCAACUGGAACAUGCCAACCAGCAGUCCGGCUUCACCGACUCGUCGACCCUGCGCCCGAUGCACCCCCAGGCCCUGCACCCCAACCAGACCCUGCUGCCCAACCCCCAGCUCCCCGUCCAGAUGCAGCCGGCCAGCAAGUCGGGCUUCCCCGCCAGCAGCCAGCCGGCCUCACGUCACGCCUUCAUCCAGCACGCCCAGGAGCGCUUCUACCACAAGUGAGCCCCCGCCCGUCCCGCGGGGCGCCCAGCUCUGGGGAGGGGCCCGCGCGGACACGGCCCCUCCCCCCAAUAAAUGGAGAGAUGCCA
Malaclemys terrapin pileata is the source of this 1130-nucleotide messenger RNA. It is a transcript of the gene GPS2, whose product is annotated as G protein pathway suppressor 2. The record is from RefSeq and is a predicted model, not a curated record. Lineage: Eukaryota; Metazoa; Chordata; Testudines; Emydidae. Gene Ontology annotation, biological process: regulation of transcription by RNA polymerase II. Gene Ontology annotation, cellular component: transcription regulator complex. Gene Ontology annotation, molecular function: transcription coregulator activity.